Messenger RNA from Cydia amplana, 1484 nucleotides. Its product is annotated as putative inorganic phosphate cotransporter. Gene Ontology annotation, biological process: transmembrane transport; monoatomic anion transport. The transcript is spliced from 10 exons. Gene Ontology annotation, molecular function: transmembrane transporter activity. Bases 40 to 1446 code for a protein of 468 amino acids. Lineage: Eukaryota; Metazoa; Arthropoda; Insecta; Lepidoptera; Tortricidae. Gene Ontology annotation, cellular component: membrane. The record is from RefSeq and is a predicted model, not a curated record.
UUUAUUUCAGGCAGUGGUCUUGGCAUCCGCCACUUGCAGAUGGUUUUAACUGCAGUUUGUGCCAUGGUAAUCUACGUGAUGAGAAGCAGCAUGGGUGUCGCGGUGCUAGCCAUGACUGACACCACCAAAAACAGUACUACGGUUGAGAUAUACGAAUGGAACGAGGAGAUCCAAGGAGUGGUAUUGUCUUCCUUUUUCUGGGGGUACACCAUCAUGCAGAUCCCGGCAGGUAUCCUGGCGAAGAAGUUUGGUGGCAAACCGAUGCUCUUGUCUGCUCUAAUCAUCAAUGGAAUACUGUGCUUAGCUACACCUACUUUAGCUAAAUUUGGAUCUUGGAUAGCGGUGUGCCUAGUCCGCAUGGCUAUGGGCCUGACGCAGGCUUGCUUCAUGCCUAGCACACACACGCUAAUAGGCCAGUGGGCCCCUCCGCAGGAAAGGACAAGACUUAGCAUGAUCGCUUAUGCAGGCAUUCAAAUAGGGACGAUUUUGACGAUGCCUGUUUGUGGCGUGCUGUCUUCAACGUCGCUUGGCUGGACGCUCAUUUUCUAUACAAUGGGUGUGCUCGCUUGUGGGACUGCUAUCUUAUGGUGGGGAUUUGCGGGAAGUAGUCCCAGAGAGCACCGCUGGGUAAAAGAGGAAGAGCGAGAGUAUAUUGAGAUCUCGCUUAAUUCCAGUGGGAAGGCCUGCCCGCCCAUUCCUUGGCGGAGUAUCCUCACAUCACGGCCUCUCUACGCCACGGCGAUCAUCCAUAUCGGUUUCAACUGGAGCUUCGUUAUGUUUCUGGUCCAAAUGCCUACUUAUUUGAAACAGGCACUGGGAAUUAACUUGAAAAAUAGUUCCUCACUUUCGGCCCUCCCGUUCAUCGGACAAUGGAUUGUCUUGGUGAUUACUGGCGUGCUAAGCGAUUACCUUAUAAAUAACAAUAUACUCAGUCUGGACGCUACUCGGAAACUUUUCAACUCAAUAGGCUGCGUAGGCGGCGGUAUAGGUCUCAUAGUGAUGUCAUACCUCACAAGUGAGCACCAGAAUAUCGCCAUAGCAGUGAUGACACUCACUGGUGGGAUUUUGAGCAGCAGCGGGUGCGGCUAUGUGUUAAACCACAUCGACCUGUCACCUAAUUUCGGUGGCAUUAUGUUCGGCAUGACCAACUGCGUUGCCAAUCUCGUUGCCAUCUUGGCACCUCUUAGCACUGGCUUCAUCCUUGGUGACCAUCCUACUGACCCCGCUAGAUGGCGCAUCGUGUUUUUCUUGGCAGCUGGCCUAAUAAUCACCGGGGACCUGGUAUUUCGAUUCUUGGGCACCACUAAGCUCCAAGCGUGGAACGAUGCGCCAGACGAUUAUGAACCAGGCAAAGAAAAACAGUUGAAAAAUAAUACGGACUCAGAAAGAGCGAGUCAAGAAAUUGUGUAUAGUUUUCAGAACCAGCUCAAAGACGAUUCAUUGUGAUAAUGUUGUAUAUAUGUAAAAUAAAUAACUUAUUUAUU